UUCUGAUGUGUACCCCCCCAUCAGUUGUGAAUUUAUUCUGAUGUGUACCCCCCAUCAGUUGUGAUGUUAUUCUGAUGUGUACCCCCCCAUCAGUUGUGAAGCUAUUCUGAUUUGUAACCCCCCCCCAUCAGUUAUGACAUCAUCUUCUCCAACUGGCUGCUGAUGUAUCUGAGUGACGAGGAGCUGAGGUCACUAACAGAGAAGAUGCUGGGAUGGCUCCGCCCCGGAGGAUACCUGUUUUUCAGGGAGUCCUGCAACCACCAAUCAGGUGACUGUAAGAGGACAUUUAACCCCACCCACUACAGAUCGUCGGCCAACUACAGUCACCUGAUGACAACAACACUGUGGGAGGAGUCAGAGGGGGCGGAGAAGCAGGUGUUUGGCUUUGACAUCGUGCUCAAUAAAAUCGUGCAGACAUACAUCAAGAUGAAGAACAACCAGAACCAGGUGUGUUGGUUGUUGGAGAAGGUGGGUCGGGACACCUCCUGUCAAGAGGGCUUCAGAACCUUCCAGCAGUUCCUCGACAACCAGCAGUACACACGCAACGGCAUCCUGCGUUACGAGAAGAUGUUUGGGGCAGGAUACGUCAGCACUGGCGGACCCAGCACUACCAAGGAGUUUGUGGACCUGCUGAACUUGAAGCCUGGGAUGAAGGUGCUGGAUGUGGGGUGUGGCAUCGGUGGCGGAAACUUCUACAUGGCAAAGGCCUUCGGCGUGGAGGUGUUGGGCCUGGACCUGUCAGCCAACAUGGUGGAUAUCGCCAUAGAGAGGGCCAUGGAGGAGAAGCUUCCAUCGGUCCAUUUCGAGGUGGCUGACGCCACUAAGAGAGAGUUCCCAGAAGGGUCGUUUGAUGUUGUCUACAGUCGAGACACCAUCCUGCACAUCGACGACAAAUUGGCACUGUUCAAACGCUUCCAUUCGUGGCUGAAGCCCGGUGGCCAGGUCCUGAUCACUGACUACUGCUGUGGAGAGAAGCCCUGGACUCCUCAGUUCCACGGGUAUGUCAAACAGAGAGGUUACAUUCUCUACACCCCACCACAGUACGGCAAGUUCCUACAGCAGGCAGGUUUCUCUAACGUACGUGCCGAGGACAGGACAGCUCAGUUCAUGCAGGUGAUCCAGACAGAGCUGGAGAGAGCAGCAGCCAUGAAAGACGAGUUCAUUAAGUUGUAAUAGUGGUGUUUUCUUUAACGAGUCGGACACGAAGGAUUUACUUCAGAUACCGGACAAGGCCCAAAUCCCUGUUAUUCUCAUGAAGAGGAGACGGAGAUAUCGGGGAUGUAGGUCGGGAUACAUUGUAAGAAUCCGACGGCGAGUGAGUAACCCGCCUCUACCUUCCGUACUAUUAGCCAACGUGCAAUCAUUGGAUAAUAAACGGGAUGAGCUCCGAUCAAGACUAUCCUACCAACAGGACAUUAAAAACAGUAAUAUCUUAUGUUUCACUGAGUCAUGGCUGAAUGACGAAAUUGAUAAAUUACAGCUGGCUGGCUUCUCCGUGCAUCGGCUGGACAGAACAGCUACGUCUGGUAAGACAAGGGGUGGCGGUCUGUGUCUAUUUGUCAAUAACAGCUGGUGCACAAAAUCGAAUAUUAAGGAAGUCUUGAGGUUUUGCACGACCUGAGGUAGAGUACCUCAUGAUAAGCUGUAGACCACACUAUUUACCAACAGAGUUUUCAUCUAUAUUUUUCGUAGUUGUCUGUUUACCACCACAAACCGAUGCUGACAAUAAUAAAGCAUUUAAAGGCUGACAUUUUGUUGAUUUUAAUACUACGGACAAAUUUGUAACUCCACCCAUAGCAUGGAUUAUUAUAACCUAAUGCUUUUACUGUUUUGACCAAGUUAAUCUGCUCAUGUUGUGUGUGUUCAAUUAUUUUUUACAUUGUGGUAACAAUGAACAACAUUGCUAACUCAAUAUCACAGACCAGAUUUGCCCCAAAAGAAAAAUGCAUCAGGUAUUAUGUGCAUUGUUUGAUUUUGAGCGAAUUCAAUAAUAUAUUUGUACCACUUUAGAUGCUGUGUUUUAUUUACAGUGGUGAUGAUGUAAUGCUGAUGUUGAUUGACAGCUGGAGGCAUUUAGAAAACAUGUUUUCAAAACACUUGUUUUUUCACAAGUGUAGCAGGUUGUGAACUCUGCAGACAAUGUUUCCAUGAUGGACUAUUAGCAGGACAAUAGACUCUUCAUACCUCCAUUUAUUUAGAAAAUGGUCGUUUAAUAGCCCGGCUACUGUAGGUGUGAAAAUCCCCCCAACUUGCUAUGUAUUCGAUGUUUAAUUACUCUAAAGUCUUACAUUUCUAACUCAAAACCUCACGCAACCGCAAAAUGUCGGAUAAAGGAUAUACGGUACAGUUUUUGUCAACAUCUUAAUGCUUUCGUUAAUAAAAUAAAGAUAAAAGAAGACUUUUAAAAUGCAGAUGUUUAUUUCUAUUAGUGUACA
Molecule: messenger RNA, 2435 nt
Organism: Salmo salar (Atlantic salmon)
Lineage: Eukaryota; Metazoa; Chordata; Actinopteri; Salmoniformes; Salmonidae
Source: RefSeq, a predicted model, not a curated record